AUGUCACCAACCACAACAUUAUUCUCCAAAGCCCAAGAGGCCGCAACUCACCUACAAAGCUCCCUGGACCCCAGUCUGCAAAAGCCCAAAGUCGCUAUUAUAUGUGGCUCGGGUCUGGGUACUCUGGCAGAUGCAGUCGAUGAGCAGCUACCCAAAGCUGCAGUCGAGUAUUCCUCUAUCCCUUACUUCCCUCUGCCUACCGUUCAAGGACAUGCGGGAAAAUUGGUUUUUGGAUUCCUUGGAAAUCAAACUCCGGUUGUGCUGAUGGUUGGUCGCAUACAUUACUAUGAGGGCCAUUCCAUGGAAGAUGUUACUUUUCCAGUGCGGGUAUUGAAAUUACUCGGGGUUGAGACGAUCAUAUUGACAAAUGCAGCGGGAGGACUGAAUCCCGAGUACGCCGUUGGCGAUAUUACUCUUUUGAAUGAUCACAUCUUUCCCGCCGGCUUUGCCGGGGCACAUCCAUUGCGAGGACCCAAUCCAGACGAAUUUGGCGUGCGUUUCCAGCCGCUUUCAGAUGCAUACGACUUGACACUGCGUCGUCGUGUCCACGCUGCAUGGCAGAAAAUCGAAAAGACAAACAAUAGAAGGCUCCAUGAAGGCGUCUAUGCGUUUGUAUCAGGACCAAGCUACGAAACACGGGCUGAAUGCCGUAUGCUCCGGCAGUUCGGCGCCGACGUCGUCGGGAUGUCGACUGUGCCUGAGAUCAUCGUAGCCAGACACUCUGGCAUGCGCGUCCUUGCGUUCAGUCUUGUGACCAACAACGCCGUUCUCACCCCCGUGCCUCGAGGUGAUGAUCACCUCCUUCAGUCAUCAUCAACUAGCGAUCUUGAUGCGAUCCUAGAAGAAGGAAAGGCGAACCAUGAAGAGGUUCUCGAGGCUGGGCGACUGGCUGCAAAGGAUAUGCAGCGACUGGUGGUCCAGGUCAUUGUUGAUGCCUCGGAGAAAAAAGAGGGUAUCCCACAAUAA
Messenger RNA from Talaromyces rugulosus, 966 nucleotides. RefSeq lists its product as uncharacterized. Lineage: Eukaryota; Fungi; Ascomycota; Eurotiomycetes; Eurotiales; Trichocomaceae. Bases 1 to 966 code for a protein of 321 amino acids. Gene Ontology annotation, biological process: nucleoside metabolic process. Gene Ontology annotation, molecular function: purine-nucleoside phosphorylase activity. Gene Ontology annotation, cellular component: cytoplasm. The transcript has 7 exons. The record is from RefSeq and is a predicted model, not a curated record.